CUCCACGCCGCUAGGGGGCAGCACCGCUCUGAUGAGGGAGGACGGUAGAUCCGGCUGACAGAAACCGAUAGAAACAGCACAAACAAGCUUGUGAGUUUAAGUUGAGAUGGCUGGAAAUGAAGAUCUGUUCGACAAUAUUCUUUUGGCGGAUGAAAGGUUCCGAGGGGAGGGCUACCGGGAGGGAUUCGGAAGAGGGACUUGCCGAGGACUGCAGGAUGGCCGCAGACAUGGAGCCUCUCAUGGGGCCAAGCUGUCCACUGAGAUUUCCUUCUACCAUGGGUUUGUCAUCACAUGGAAAUGUCUCCUCCAACAUAAUACGGACGUAAAAUCAAGAAAGCGUCUGAAAGCAGUGGAGGCUCUGCUGGGUUUGAUCCAAAACUCCCCUCAUGAUGAUCCGCAGUCUGCAAAGCUACAGGAGCACAUGGAGAAACUUCGUGGGAAGUUCAGACAGGUCUGCUCUAUGCUGAGUGUCCCGACCAACUUCAAUGAUUACAUCAGAACUUCUGAAGGGACUUCUUUCUGAAGGCCUCCUGAUGAUGAUGAGAAGGAGGUGCUGAGCGGACUUCUGCGUCCUGGACAGAAGAGACGGAACUUGAUCCGCUAACAGCCAGCAGCCCUGUAGUCAGUCUCCCAGGCGUUGACUGGCGUGUGAUUGGUCUGCAGUGGAUUUGGGUUUGCGGGUUUUUUGAGCGUGACGUGGUGACUGUGUCGUCUUUGCCUUCCCCUUUCUGGCGGGAAGGUCUGAAGUGUAGGAAAGUCCACGGACCUCAUUUGACUGGACAAUCCGAGACGACUGCGGUCACUCGUACUGAGUCUGGAGCUCGGUCCCAGUAGGACUUCAGAAACUGGGAUUGGGAGAGAUUUUUAAUUUUUCGUGAUAAAUGAGUAGAUUUAUUGCAGUGACGUUGACCCGGUUGAAUUGAAAAUCGGAACAAAGACAACAGCAGCAAAAGGGCAAACAACGCCAGAAUAAAAUCUUGGAACAAACUUUG
Molecule: messenger RNA, 992 nt
Organism: Anoplopoma fimbria (sablefish)
Lineage: Eukaryota; Metazoa; Chordata; Actinopteri; Perciformes; Anoplopomatidae
Gene: lto1
Product: LTO1 maturation factor of ABCE1
Exons: 6
Coding region: 107-523 (138 amino acids)
Source: RefSeq, a predicted model, not a curated record